UUGUGUUUGCUUGACGGACCGCCACGAUCUGUGACUGCGGGCGCUGAAAUGCUAAACCUUUCCUGGAAUCGGAUUCCCGGGAACCUCCAGCUGAACCGACUCUGCAGCAGCACUUUCCACAGAGCUCACUCUGCAGCUGUGCUCUCAUUUAAGCAGAGGAGCUUCUCCUGUCCAGACUUCUGGAACCACUAAGACGUUAAUUCACUGGAUUUAGGUUCUUUUUUAGUGGUGGAAAUUAUUUUCUUUCGCCUUGAUUUCAGUGUCAGGCCGUAAUGGUUGCCCGUGCAGCGACCAUCUUGCAUCACGAGGAGCCGCAAAGUUCCUGCUACCCACAACCAUUGCCUCCAGCCUGGCACCCGGCACAGGACCUCCAAUGCAUCACCACCAAUUUCCAGUAUCUGCAGACCACAGGUUGGUACUGGGGUUCUAUCUCAGCGAGCCAAGCUCGGGAAGUUCUCCAGUCCAAGUCUGAAGGGACAUUCCUGGUGCGGGACAGCAGCCACCCUCAGUACAUGCUGGCCCUUUCAGUAAAGACCCGCUGUGGGCCCACCAGCGUGCGCAUCGAGUACAACAGAGGCAGCUUCUGGCUGGACUCCACGUCGCCUCAGUUGCCUCACCUACAAGCGUUCCCAGACGUUCCGAGCCUCGUCCAGCACUACACCGCCUCAGGCCAGACGGCGCAGGACCUGGAGUCCGUCCGGCCCCAAACCAAGCCGGAACCAGUGCAGCGUGCGGCUAAAGACAGCGGCGUUCCUCUUAAGCUCCUGCGUCCGUUGCACAACGUGCAGCAGGGUUUUCCUUCUCUGCAGCACCUGGCACGCCUCGCCAUCAACAAACACACAAACUGCACCGACCAGCUGCCCCUCCCAAAGCCGCUGCUGCGCUUCCUGCAGAACUACCCUUUCUUCAUAUGAGCCCGGUGGACGCAGAGGGACAAAGAUACAGGAACAUGGUUGGGAUUCCUGUCCAUGACUAUGGAUGUGGAGCUGUGUUAGAUCCUGCAUCAGAUUCACUGGAGCACAGGGAGAGAAGACAGAGAUGGCCCAAGUACAAGAAACCUCAACGUUACUUCACAUAAAUGAGUUUGGGCUAACUCCAGCACAGCAGCUUUUCCUAAAACCGAUUUCUACGUUUACCUUAGCGACUGUGAAACCUGCAGUGAAUGCCAACAUGUUUUAUUCUGAGCUGCAAAAGAAAACCUGUGGAUUUUAGAUGGUUGGCAAUGAGGCAGAGAUAACUUUACAGAAUAAACCAAAUUAUCUGAGCUUUUGAGUUUGAAGAACUUUAAUCCCUUUAACACUGGAGAAGAAGGUUAAAAAUGAGUGGUGGUCAUGUUUAUGUCAGUCUUAACACAGUGCAGUGUGUGGUAAAUAUAUGCUGCAAAACUGAACAAAUUCAGAACUGAGGAUAAUUUACGUCUUGUUUCUGUUGGACAUGCAGUUCUUUUGCAAAAAUAUUUCUACCCCCUGAACUUUUUCACAUGACCUAAUUUAAUGUAUUUUAUUAGGAUUUUAAGUUAAGACCAGCAUAAAGUAGCACACAAUUAUGAAGUGGAAUGAAAAUGAUGUUUAAAUUUAAAAAGAUAAGUAAAUUACAAAUAAAAAGCUUUAAAACCAGGACAUGCACAUGUGCUCUGCUAUUCCAAUAAAAAUCUAUUGUAGCCAGUUGUACAAGUCACCUACUUAGUUAAUAGAAUAAUCCAUCUGUGUGUAAUCUAAUUUCAGUGUAGCUUCAGCUGUUCUGUGAAGGCCUCAGAGAUUUAUUAGAGAGCAUUAGUGAACAAAGAGGGCAGGGAGAAAGUUGUAGAGAAGCAUAAAGCAGAGUUAGGUUAUAAAAACAAUAUUUCAACCUUUAAACAUCACACAGGGAGCUGUCAUCAAGAAAAGAGUAUGGCAAAACUGAAACCCCCUAUAAAUGCUAAACAGACAUGCGUUCUGAAAAUCUGGAAGAGUUGCAAGAAUAAAGUUAUUAUUGAGAGAAAACUGAGAGAUGUCCCUUCAGCAGUUUACCACAAACUAUAUGAGAGACACAGCUAACAUGUGGAAGAAUGUGUCCUGGUAAACUGGGAUUUAAAAAUGUCUUUUUGGCAAUUUGUGGUGGAAAACUAACAUUACACAUUACCCUGAACACAUCACACCUCUGGUAUGGUGAUGGCAGCAUUAGGCCUGGACGGUAUGGCUGAAAAAUGUAUCUUAAUACAAAACUUUUCAUAUCAGUCAAUAUCGCAAAUUAUUGAAUUUGUUUUGUUUUAAAUAUCUGAAAUACUGCCAAACUGGUGGUGUGACCUUUCCUGUUUUAUCCACAACUCCUUCUCCGGCUGUUGUACUCAUUGUAUUCCUUCACUCCACCCCGUUGUUUUUUGUUUUUUAACGGUUAUGAGGCACAGUGCCAAAAUUUUGUCGGUUACUCAGCAGGCUGUUGCUAGGUAACCAAAGAGUGAGUGAGUUGCUAGGUAACCAAAGAGUGAGUGCGUUAGUUGAUUUCAGCAACUUUGCUAGCCGUGGUUAAGCGACUAAAGCCUUUCCUCUGCCUACAUCCCCCAGAAUGCUGUGCGGUUCUGAAUUAUGGAAAAUUCUAUUGGAUGUAUAAUCUAUUGAUGUUGACCACAUGUCUAUUGUAUUAUAAUUUUUUGUUAUUUGAUUGGCAGCGUCAUGAAGUGAGGUUGAUUUUCGUCAUCAGAAGCUGGAACAAGGAAAGAUUGAUGGGGAAAAAAAUAAAGGAAACAUUUUGUGAUUAGAAGCUGCGAAACCCUUGAGACCAGGCUGGUGGUUCGCCUUCCAGCCAAACAACAGACAGCCCUAUUUAUGUAACCAGUAAUGCGUCAAAAUGACUCACAGUCAAAGUGGUUCAUGCAGUCUACAUUGAACUGGAGCUGCUUUACUACAAAGAAAGAGAGAAAAUAUUAAACUCUAGAUGUGCAAAGCUAAUAGGACAAAAUACAACAAUUACAUUGAAAGCUGACUUUACGGUGCGUUGACACAGAGGGGGCUGAAUACUUUUGCACAUUAACACACAUUUGAGAUUUCUUUUUGUAAAAGAAAUGAAUAAAUUGCAUUAUUCCCCUUCCAUUUCAUAAUUAUACAGCACUUUCUGUUGUAGACAGUGACGUUUAUGUACAAGAAAACACUUGGAAUUAUUCAUAUUUGCAAAGGACUGUAAGUAAAGUUAUGUUGCUACUAAAAUUAUGUGUUUUCCAGCAGUAAUUUAUAUUUUUACAAACCAAAUAAAGGACAUAAUAUAAGUAGCAUGUAUUCUUAAUAUGUUCCUUUUUAGAUGGGAAACAAAAUUUCCUUUCAUUUUCAUCUAACCAAGGCCACUUUAACGAAGAACUGCAGAUGAUAAAAAAUUGUCUGUGAAGAGACUGUUGUUUUUUUUUUUGCUAAUUCUCAGAAGGGCAUCAUCAUUUGGAUUUCAGAGAAGAAAAAAAUGUUCUUCCUUUUUAAUGGCUGACCACUUCACUGCGCAGAUGAAUGAGAGGUUUUCAUGGAAACACAUCUGAGUUGGUUUCCAUGAGUUGCAGCUGAACAACACCGAGAAAGCCUCUUAUCAGGAUUAGAAUAAGAGCUGCAGCUAUUAGUGCGCUGCUGCACCGGCUGAGAAUUGAAAAAUAAUUAUUUCUACUUCAAUAUUUUUCCUCUUUUUUUUAAACAAUUAUGGGAUCUGAAAAGACUCAGUACAGCUUAUAAAAAAGAUCACAUUUCCUGUUGCUGUUCUUUUUUUUUUAAACCAAUUCUUCAACACAAAUGUUCUUAAAUCCACGUGUUUUAUUUGGUUUAUGGUAAAAGACAAGAUCAGAUGUAAGAGUAAAAACGUCAAGAUAUAAAUGUUAACCUUUAUUGUUAGAACCGAUUUCAAUAAAUUAAUAUUUUAGUGCAGUAGUAAAAGCUCACAACAAAAAAUAUUUGAAAGAUCUGUCUUUGUAGUUUAUUAUAUUUCUUCACUAUACAAAUUAGUUCUAUUUUUACAAGCUCACCAGUGUUAACUUCUAUAACGCCACAGACAGUCCUUUAUCUCCUUUCUAUAUUUCUGUUUUGAAUUGAAAAAAAACCCAAUGAUGAUUCAUUUCUAGUUUUCUGGAAAAGGCCACCAGAUUUGUAUUUAACAUUUCCUGGUAUAUUUAGAAGGUUUGAUCACAGAUCCUCCACCAUACUUCACAGGGGACAUGAUAUGCUUUUCCACAAUUGCAUCACUUUGCUUCGUGAUUAAUCCCAGGUUAAUCUUUUACAAGAUUAAUCUUGUAAAAGGUUGAUCUUAUUCUCAAAGUCCCAAUAAAGUUAAGCACAUUUUGAGGUUUUUUUUCUUGAACACCUUCAAACCUCUCUUUAGAUGUGUCUCUGCUUCAACACAUGGAAGUCAAAUAAGGUCAUUAGCAGGACUCUGGAGAACUUGACGGCAUCCUGAGGAUAUAAUUCAGCCAUUUGAUUUAGGCGUUUUGAACCAGGGACAUGUCUAAAAAUUGCAGAACACUGGACCUCGAGGCCUGGAGUUGAAGACCUCUGGGUUAGCUCAAUGUCUAAUGAUUGCUAUGGAGACUUGUUGACCCAAAGAUGGUCCUUUUUGCUGAGCUUUGGAGAUUUAAACUUUAACCUUCCUUACUGUCUUCUGCACUGUGCUUGGGUCCUCAUCCAGACUUAUUUGUCACAGCUACCAUUGUAUGAAUAAACAAUUCAACAUUUA
Molecule: messenger RNA, 4677 nt
Organism: Xiphophorus hellerii (green swordtail)
Lineage: Eukaryota; Metazoa; Chordata; Actinopteri; Cyprinodontiformes; Poeciliidae
Gene: cishb
Product: cytokine inducible SH2-containing protein b
Exons: 3
Coding region: 273-914 (213 amino acids)
Biological process (GO): phosphatidylinositol phosphate biosynthetic process; intracellular signal transduction
Cellular component (GO): phosphatidylinositol 3-kinase complex
Molecular function (GO): 1-phosphatidylinositol-3-kinase regulator activity
Source: RefSeq, a predicted model, not a curated record